AUGAACGACUCUUACUACAUUCCUCUCAUUUUAGCUCAAGUUAAGGUUUCUUUUCUUAUCCUUGAACAUAACAUUAUGGCCAAUGUUGUUGCUUCUUGUUUGUUUUUCAUUUUACUUAUUGCAUCAAACCAAGUUCUUGGCACUCAAGGAAGAAAUUUGAUGGUCAUUAGAAAAAGUUUGAAGGGCACGAAAGAAACGUUACCAAAUACUGCAGAUAACAACUUCAAGAACCCUAUGUUGCAGAGGCAAGGAUUUAGGUUUUUACAAGGUUAUGUUGAUUCUUUUAAACCAACUACGCCUGGCCACAGUCCAGGAAUUGGUCAUUCUAAGCAUGACUAA
This is a messenger RNA of Fraxinus pennsylvanica, 339 nucleotides long. The record is from the annotation of a GenBank genome assembly. NCBI's taxonomy places the organism in Eukaryota, Viridiplantae, Streptophyta, Magnoliopsida, Lamiales, Oleaceae.